This is a messenger RNA of Exophiala oligosperma, 846 nucleotides long. Its product is annotated as arsenical resistance protein ArsH. The coding region runs from base 1 to 846 and encodes 281 amino acids. The record is from RefSeq and is a predicted model, not a curated record. The transcript has 2 exons. Gene Ontology annotation, molecular function: oxidoreductase activity. Lineage: Eukaryota; Fungi; Ascomycota; Eurotiomycetes; Chaetothyriales; Herpotrichiellaceae.
AUGCGCGCGGUGAUAAGACCGCAGCGACAUGCUCAAUUUGCGUAUCGACAACUUUCUAUACCGCCAUCACUUGACGACCCAGCCCUUCGAUCCAGAUAUCGACCGUUCCUUCUUCCCAACAACAUCACCAAGCACGACUGGAUUAGCAGAUUGGAACUUGCAACUGUGACUGAAAUGGCAUACAAUGAUCUGAAGCUGACGGGCGAGAGGAUUAAAGUCCUGGUGCUGUAUGGCAGUCUUCGGUCGAGGAACGGCAAGCUAACUCUCCUGAGGUCUUACUCCAGACUUCUGGCGUUUGAAAUAUCCCUCAUCCUUUGGCGACUCGGCUGUGAUGUGCGAAUUUACGACCCAAAAGAUCUGCCCAUGAAGGAUGAUGAGCAGCAUAGUCAUCCAAAGGUGCAGGAACUCCGGGAACUCAGCCGAUGGAGUGAUGGGCACUUUUGGGUGUCACCUGAACAACACGGUAACAUGACCGCUGUCUUCAAGAAUCAAAUCGACUGGAUCCCUCUGAGUACGGGUUCGGUGCGGCCAACCCAGGGACGUACUUUGGGAUUGGCAAUGGUCUCUGGCGGUUCACAGUCGUUCAAUACGGUCAAUAACCUUCGCGUUCUCGGGCGAUGGAUGCGAAUGUUCACGAUCCCUAACCAGUCGUCGGUUCCCAAGGCCUACUCCUUAUUUACUGACCAGGACGCGGAUGAAGACAGUUCAAGGCUGAUGCCAGGCGGCAACUGGGACAGGUUAGUGGACUGCGCUGAGGAGUUCGUCAAAUAUACGAUGAUCAUGCGACCCCACUUCGCCUUCUUCAACGACCGCUUCAGUGAACGGGAAGCGCUCCCCAAAGUUUAA